Messenger RNA from Hyphopichia burtonii NRRL Y-1933, 1107 nucleotides. RefSeq lists its product as uncharacterized. Bases 28 to 1017 code for a protein of 329 amino acids. Gene Ontology annotation, cellular component: cytoplasm. The record is from RefSeq and is a predicted model, not a curated record. NCBI's taxonomy places the organism in Eukaryota, Fungi, Ascomycota, Pichiomycetes, Serinales, Debaryomycetaceae. Gene Ontology annotation, molecular function: phosphatase activity. The transcript has a single exon.
AUAUAAUAAGUUGAUCAGUAAUUAAAGAUGAACUCCGUUCCUACCCAAGCAGACUUUCAAGAUGCCCAUUUAUCGUUAACCGGAGAAGAACAGAAGUAUCGAGAAAGACUACAAGAGUAUAGUGAGACCCGAUUCAGCAAUACGGAUUUAGUUUAUCCAUGGAGUUUUGAAACGGUGCCCGGGUUCUUCAAACAGGCAGAUGACAAGACUGAUGAUAUGGAAUUUGACUAUUUGCAAGAGGGGUUUGGGAAACUUAAACCGUGGGAACAAGUGCAAAAGGAGAUUGAACAAUUGAAUGCUAAUGCCUCAGAUAAUGAAGUCUAUAAGAUUAUUUUCUGUGGUAGACAUGGACAAGGAUACCAUAACGUGAUUGUUAGUAAAUAUGGGUACGAAGAGUGGGAUAAGAAAUGGCAUUCGUUAACUAAAGACGGUGAUAUUACUUAUGCACCCGACCCUGAAUUGACAAGUUUAGGAAUCGAACAAGCUAAGGCCAAUAAUGAAGCUUGGAAAAGAGAAAUCAAGGCUGGAUGUCCAAUUCCAACUAAAUUUUAUAGUUCUCCGUUACAAAGGUCAUGUUAUACUUUGUUAUAUACCUGGGAUGGAAUCCCCCAAAAAAAUCCCCCGGUAAUUACUGAAACUAUUCGUGAAACCAUGGGAUUGAAUCUAUGCGAUAAGAGAUCGUCACGCCAGACCAUCAAGGAUAGAUUCGGGCCCCAUGGUUUCAUCAUCGAUGACCUGGUUACUGAACGAGAUGAUUUGUAUCUGAAUGUUUACCGGGAAAAACUACAUGAACAUGCAAUUCGAGUGAAUUCAUUUUUGCAAUCAGUGUUUGACCAAGAUUGGAACCCUGAUGAAUGCAAAGUUGAUAAGAAGUCGGCACUUGAAAAUAGCUACGUCUCAACCACUACUCAUGCCGGCUGUAUUCGGGCCUUCAUUCUUGUAGUUGGCCAUCGUCGCUUCACCAUUCCAACCGGAGGUAUGAUACCUUUGGUGGUUAAAGCUACUAGAAGAGUAUAGAUAUCACACGAGUACAAUAAGGCAAUGCCCAUUAAAUGUCUACUGAAUGCCUAUUGGAUGACUAUUAGAUAGAUAUUAUUUGGAAAAGCU